Molecule: messenger RNA, 2534 nt
Organism: Stegastes partitus (bicolor damselfish)
Lineage: Eukaryota; Metazoa; Chordata; Actinopteri; Pomacentridae
Gene: pamr1a
Product: peptidase domain containing associated with muscle regeneration 1a
Exons: 10
Coding region: 29-2143 (704 amino acids)
Biological process (GO): proteolysis
Molecular function (GO): serine-type endopeptidase activity
Source: RefSeq, a predicted model, not a curated record
CAACUGCCCGAGCUCUAAGUGGAACGUCAUGUGUCGCCCGUGCUGCGAGUACGACCUGAUCCGGUGUCGGUGUCCCUCCAACGGGGCCAAGGUGGGCUACACGGUGCCCUGCUGCCGCAACGCUGUGGAUCAGUGUGACCCUUGCAUCAUUCACCCAGGCUGCAGCCUUUUUGAGAAUUGUAAAACCUGCCACAACGGAACAUGGAGAGCUAAUGAUGACUUCUUCGUCAAUGGAAAGUAUUGCACAGAGUGCCGAGAAGGCUGGAGCGGAGGGGACUGUAAAACGUGUGGAGGCGUCCUUCAGCGAGCUCAGGGUCACGUAGCCCUGGAGAGUUACCCAACCAACGCCCGGUGCGAGUGGACAGUGCAGGUGGGGAGAGGCGGCAGCGUGGAGCUCAGGUUUUCGCUGCUCAGUUUGGAGUCCGACCACAACUGUCGCUACGACUAUGUGGAAGUGCGAGACGGCGACGACCUGAACUCCCCCGUGAUUGGCCGAUACUGCGGAGAUCGUCUGCCUCCUCCAAUCAAAAGCUCCGGGAACCUCGUGCACAUUCUGUUCGUCUCGGACGGCUACAACAACUUUGACGGAUUUGUUCUGACUUUUCAGGAGGUUUCAGUUUCUGCUACGAAGACUGCAGCGUGUUCACUGCCAGAAAAACCCCUGAAUGGAUAUUUGCUGCCUGUGUAUGGCCCAAAGGAGGAGCUUGUGUUAGUGAACCACCGGUGUCAUCCACCUUUCAUUCUGACCGGCGGCGAGCAGAGGAGCUGUCUGGCUAAUGGCACAUGGAGUGGCUCAGUCCCCUCAUGUGCAAAAGGCCAAACAAGCCCACUCCGGUGUGUCCCUCCGCCCAAAUUGCUCCACGGCUACCACAGAGCUGCUGCUGCCACAGUCGGAGGCGCAGAGACGAUUGAGUUUUUCUGUAAAAACUCCUACAUUUUGAGUGUCUGCCGAGAACCCAAAGUGUCGGAUCUUGUGCGGCAAAGUGUUGUGAAGCCACACCUGCUGACAAGACAGAGUUCAGAGCGGAGGUCAUCCAGGUACAACGAGCACGACUUGCUGUCGGCCGGCUUCAUCCCUCUGACGUCGGGCGGAGUCGCUCCGGAGCAGAUUCCUCGUGGCUUCCAUCCCGUCUACACGAGCAUCGAGUACAGGUGCGCCUCGCCGCUGUACCGAACCAGCGGCGGCUCCAGACGCACCUGUCUGAAGACCGGCAGGUGGAGCGGACGCCAUGUUUCCUGCUCACCAGUUUGUGGUAAAUUAGACACUUUCAGCAGACACAGCGUCUCCGACACUCGGUGGCCGUGGCACGCUGCCGUCUACAUCCGCUCGCCUCCCGACCACGCUGGGAGCAGCCACGGGUCCCAUGGAGGGGCCAUGCCGGACCAGCAGGGGGCCUCGGAGGAGUCCUCGUUCUGGGUGCUGGCCUGCAGCGGGGCCCUGCUGGCCCAGCGGAGGGUCCUGGUGGCGGCUCAGUGUGUGCUGGACAAGGACACGCAGCGGCUCCUUCACCCCCAGCACGUGAAGGUUGUCGUGGGCCUGCAGCAGCAGACGGCGAGGGACCUGAUGAAAGGCCCGCAUCAGCUCAGGGUUUCAGACAUCUCGGUUCACCCGGACUUUCCCUCCUCGCCGGAUGCCGACGUCGCCGUGCUCAGGCUGAAAGACAAAGCCAAGAUCAGCGAGCGAGUGCUGCCCGUGUGUCUGCCCCGAACGCAAGGAGGAGAGGUGACAGCUCAGGAGGCUUACGCUGUGAGGUGGAUUUUACCAGACAGUCACAAGCACCUGAGUCACUCGACAGCCGCGAGCCAGACGAAGCUCGUUGAGCUGAGUGAUGCAGCUCAGUGUGAGAGAGCGUUUGCUGAAGGAGGGUCACACACCGCCGCGCUCAGCGACAAUACACUGUGUGUCAUUAGCAAGGCGUCCAGCUCUCCGAGCCCUUGUAUUAUUCCAGGCAUCACGAUGGCACCAGCUGGGCUUUCGUCUGUCCUGUCGGGUCACGAGGAGGCUCGUGGAGCCUCUGGUGCGGCCUGGCAGCUCCUCGGUUUGGAGAGUUUCGAGAAAAACAGCUGCAGCCGGCAGCAGAGUCACACAGUUCAGACACGAGUAGCAAACUUCAGAGACUGGAUCGAGGAGAACAUGAAGUAGAUGUUUUUGACGGGGCGAGAUUUUCUGUCGUGUAAAUAUUCAAUCCUGCUCAAUUUUCUAAAUGUCAGAGUUGGUGGGAAUAGUGUGGAUGGCACAUGAGAGGCAGAGAGCGUCGCAUCGGAGGUGUUUUCUACCGUCUAUCCACGUCAGCGUCGUGUAAUCAUGUGAAUUGCUUUUCUCUUCUCCCAACAACCCAACAUUAGAUGACUCAGAUGCUUACGGAUGUCGGUUUGUCAGGUCUUUUUUUUUUUUUUAAAUCAGAAUACAGAUAUUAUUUUCCAAGUCUCAGUUAAAAUCAUCACAGGCAAGAAAGAAAUCUGUUUGUUGUAGGGUUUUUCUGUCUUUAAACCACCUUGACCUUCAGCACAUAAAUGAUCUGUUUCACAUAAAA